This is a messenger RNA of Daktulosphaira vitifoliae (grape phylloxera), 2392 nucleotides long. RefSeq names its product protein NDNF-like. Gene Ontology annotation, molecular function: protein binding. The coding region runs from base 270 to 1886 and encodes 538 amino acids. The record is from RefSeq and is a predicted model, not a curated record. The transcript has 9 exons. NCBI's taxonomy places the organism in Eukaryota, Metazoa, Arthropoda, Insecta, Hemiptera, Phylloxeridae.
AGGAGACGUGCGUGCGACAGUCCAGACUCCAGUUUGGAUUUAAAAGGGCCAGGUCGUGCCACACCACCUUCGGUAUAGCUGCUGUCCGAUCGCCGGCGUAGUGAGCAUACAGCGCCUCGAAUCGGAUACACGUUGUGUUCGCCGCGUUUGUUUUUUACGAAUGAUUUCAAUUGAGUUUAAUUAAAAACACGCGAGUGGUCCGUCGAAAGUCUUGCGAUACAUUCUGAUGCACCGUCACUAUACAUGAUCUCCUGCAGCGGAACACGAUUAUGCAGAAUCCCACGAUGGUAACGCGGUUAUGGUUGGCAGUUUUGAUGGCUGAACUGCUAUUAGUGGUUAAAGAUACGACAGCUUUUGAAAUUCAACUGGCAGAUAUGUCACCUCGUAUACCAAUACCGACGUCACUACCGAAAAAUUUGGUUUUGUUGCAAGGUGAAUCAACAUUUACUGGAUUAAUAACCAAAUUAAAAAAAGACAUAUAUGUUUUAAUACCCCAAGAAACAGAACAAAGUUUAACAUUAACUGUUACACCAUGUAGUUCAAAACUGAACUGGUUUGUAAAAUUCAUUCCCAAUGAAAAAAACCAACAAAUACAAAUUUUGGGUCAAAAAUUCAGCGAAUUAGGAACAAAACUUAAAGAGUAUACAGCUGUUUCGAUACCAUCAAAUUACCAUCGUCCUAUAGCUAAACCUGGCCUUUAUGUUAUAACUGUCCAAGCAGUUGAUGAUGAACUUCAAGUAAGGAUUGAUGUCACCUAUGGACAGAAGUCGCCUUUUAAACCAUUAGGUUUUUACCCGAGUGAAAUAAAAAUAAGAAGAGGAGGUCAAAAAGUAUUUUUGAGGUGGAAAGUAAGUCAAAUCGAUUAUCAUUUGAUUGAGUAUUACUUAAUAAUCAGUACCUCAAAAAUUUACUCAACACUUUGUGAAGCAGAGGGUAGAUUAGAAGAAAAACAAAAGUUGAUCUCUUCGAGUGAUGAUGAUGAUGACAUUUCAAAGAACGAUCGGUUAGAGAUACAGUAUUUGAGGAAUAAAACGAAUUAUACAUUAACUGACCUUGUGUAUAAUAAAACAUAUUUCUUUACGGUCUUUGCAGUGAAUGGUUCACGUAUAACUGCUAUGCAAUAUGCAACUGCAGUCUAUACGUUUUUAAAACCUAAACCAUUGGGAUUAAAGGACGCAAAACCAAAAGUAGUCAAUCUGAGGGCAUUAAGUGGAAAAGUGUCCUUCAGGUACAAGGUAGCUAAAAAGUCACCAUCAUACAGUAAUAAUACAAAUACAUUGUAUUGGUAUGUAAUGUCAUGUAAUGGUGUCGUUGAUGUAGAAAUUAGACACAAAAAAAUUGUUUUGCUAAAAAAGAGAGUUUUUGGCUAUGAAAAAAUAAUAUUAAAUGGUACACAACAAGGAGAAAGAUACGUUUUAAAAGUAAAAACUGUUUCUGUAGAUGAAACUCAACUCGUAAAAACAGUUGAAGUUUUGGCCACUGUGCAUCCUGAGUUAUUUCCUAUGCCAGAAAUACCUAGUGACUUAAGCCUCAAACAAUAUGAAGUAUCUAAUGAUUGUAAAUCGGUGACAAUUGGUUGGCUUCCAGCAAAGUCUGACGAGAUAUAUUGUGUUUAUAAAUGGAAAUAUAGAUACAGUAACAAUAUUGACUUUUGGCCUAAGCCUGAUCAAUGUUCCAUACUAUAUGGCAGAAAUAGAAGAAAUGACAUUGUCUUAAGUAAAAAAAAAUGUUACACGGGAGAUAACUUGAAAGUGAACGUUAAGAAAAUAUUACAGCUGCAAUCAUCUUCUAAAUAUGUUAUACAAGUAACUGUUACAAAACCUAGAGGAAGAACUCUAUCUUAUGAUUUACUUAUGUUGGAUACAAAUAUUUGUGGCCUAAACUAAAUAAAAUCAUAACAUAUGUGAUGCUGGUGUACUUAUAACUGCCGAAAUUUAUUUUUCGUCAGCAUAUACUAACUGUAGUUACUGCAGUCUUCUUUCGUCCUGUAAUUCUUUAUAGUAUUAUUAAGUUUAACUGAUGAUAGAUUAGUAGAUUUUAUGUUAUCUUUGUUAUAAUUAGUUUUAUUAUUUAAAAUCAUUUUAUAUCUAAGAUAAAUUAUUUAUUGAAAUCGAAUAAUUUAACGUUCUAAUGAUUAUGUUGCGUGUGAUGUAAAUAAUUAUUGUAUGUUUUACUGAAAGAAAUAUCUUGUUAGUUAACACAACUAACAAGAUAUUUCGUACGUACAUAAUAAACACUAUUAUGUACGUACGUUCAUUUGAAAGUCAUUAGAUUAAAAAUAAAAAUGAAUUAACAUAUUUUUAUGACGUUAUAUAGUUAUUACAAUAUAUCAUUAAUAGGUAACACAUACAUACAGGGUGGCCAAGCCUGAUCUGAUAUUUUAAAUAGCUUU